ACAGUCAAGAUCGAUCAAUGCGGAUCAGACACGAUUCCAUCCUCUGAGGAGAAAUGCAAUACUCAAGCCUGCAGCGAAGAAACCACUCCCGAUACGACGACCGAAAUGUCUUUGGUUGAAGUCUGCGAGGAAGUUGAGGUUGACGAUGAAGAAGGAGAGGAAGAAGAAAUAGGAGAGGAGGUGAUUGAGGAUCCCAUAGUAGAAUCCAGUGGAUCCAAUCUGGGAAUGGAACCGUCGUCUGGCUCUGGCUCUAGCUCUGAUGGCAGUGGCAUGGAUACUACUACGGAUAGUACUAUGGAUAGUACUAUGGAUAGUAGCAUGGAGAGCAAUAUGGAAAGUAGCAGCGGCGACCUUGCUGUAGACAUGUCUGCUGAAGGAUCUGGUGACAUGGGAUCUGAAUCGUCUGGACUCGGAUUGGUGCUGGGAGGAAUGACCGCUCCACCGACAGUGAUGGAAGGAUCGAGCGAACAGGAAGGACUAGUGCGGAAGGGCAGAAGACGACAAGCGCCUGCCGAAGAAUUGCUUCUUUCAAACGAAGGAUCAGGUUCUGGAAUGGGUUCGAGUAUGGGUUCCGGAUUAGGUUCUGGCAUCAUCCUUGGUGAAUCAGGAUCUGGUAUCGAUGGUAUGGAUUCCAGUGAACUAGAGGUUGAAGAAGAAAUGAGCGUCAUCGAAACCAAGAACGGACAUUUGCAAUCAGAAAACGUUCUACCCGUCGAUGGUAAACCAUCAAGCGAGAAAUCAGCUAAAAAUGAAACGACAACUAAAAAGCCGACUAAGGACGCCGAGGAGACGAGCACUGUUAAGCCAAGCAAAGAUGCUAAAAAAGAUGCGACAACUGUGAAACCAGCCAAAUCGGUCAAGAAACCGGGCGUUGAAGUGAUCGAGAGCGAUAUUAUGAAAACUGGAACCAAAGCACCUCCUAAAUCCAAGGCCAAGAGCUUCCCAGGCAAAAAGAAGAAGGUGAAGGAAUGUCGCGUGGUUACCCAGGAAAAACCAACCUGCGACAAAACCGAAUACGGAUGCUGUUCUGAUGGGAGUAACUCCAGCCAAAGGACCUUUCGAAGCUGGUUGUCCCAAAUACGAAACUUGUGAGGAUGCCGAGUUCAAAUGCUGUCCUGACGGUGUCACUCCAGCCAAGGGUAAUGACAAUGAAGGCUGUUUCACUGACGCCUGCAAAACAUCUCUCUUUGGAUGUUGUCCUAAUGGAUCCACUCCAUCCGAGGGUAAUGACAAUGAAGGCUGCCCUGAACCAACUACACUACCACCACCCACAACCAUGUCUUCCAUGGGUGAGGACUUGAUCCCGGUCUCCUGCAAACA
Molecule: messenger RNA, 1320 nt
Organism: Daphnia pulex (common water flea)
Lineage: Eukaryota; Metazoa; Arthropoda; Branchiopoda; Diplostraca; Daphniidae
Product: papilin-like
Exons: 4
Coding region: 106-1092 (328 amino acids)
Source: RefSeq, a predicted model, not a curated record